UCGUCACGCCGGGGGGGUUUCCUCACGCGUUUUGUCCAUUCAGACCUUGUCUGUCUGAAACUUCGAGAGUCGUGAGCCAUCGGAGGAAUGUCAGGAAAGAAAAGCUUAACCUACAUACGGUGACGAGUGGCUCGGCGGGCUGCCGCUGGGGCGCCUUGGAUGCCAGAAAUGGGACGGGCAUUUCGGCGCCGCCUUCGGUGUACUAACUUUCCGAGCCCCAUGCCUGCAAACAUCUUGAAAGGCGACAUCGAGAACUAUAGAUAUCGAAAAGUUUGGAAAGCCCUCACUGAAAGCCCCUCGCCAUGCCGGAAUAUGAUCCCCAGGAGGAACAGCUGAUACGCAAGCUGGACAAGAAAUUGAUACCGCUAUUGGCCCUGCUAUAUCUUGCGUCACUGGUGGACCGCGGCACCCUCUUCCACGCCCGAGUAACAAACCAUGCAACCGCAUCCGGACUAAAGCACGACCUGGGCGUCAGCGACGACGCAUACGUAGUGGCACUAGUCGUGUAUGGCAUCGCAUCCGUGCUCCUCGUGUUUCCCUCCACGUUCGGUCUGAGGAUGUUUGGCCCCGCGAGGUGGCUGGCAGGCAUUGUUGCGGGAUGGGGGUUUCUUGCGGCUUGUUCGGCGGCUACGUCUACGUUGGCGGGAUGGGUUGUUGUGCAGAUUUUGAUGGGGGCGUUGCAGGCUGGGUUUCUACCCGGGAUACUACUCUAUAUCCUGUCGUUCUACACGCGGGAGGAAUGGGCAUCUAGGAUGUCGUGGGUUGUCUCAUCGGGGACGGUCGCCACCUCGUUCUUCGGUAUCUUUGUCGAUUGGGGAUCACAGUUUGAUGGGGCGAAGGGGUUGCAGACAUGGAAAUGGAUGUUCGUGUGCAGUGGAUUAUUUAGUAUAGUCAUAGGAGCAGUGACGGUCAUGUUCCUUCCCGAUUAUCCACAAACGUGCGCGUUUCUGACUCCAGCAGAUAGAGUCUUAGCAGUAGCUAGAGGGCACGAUGGAUCGGAAGGCGGAGUUCACGAGUCUGAAGAAGAGGAGACUCAACGGCGAAAGUCAGUCACGCCAAGGCUGAAAGGUCCACGCGUGCGAUUCGAUUCAGGGCAGCUGAUCGAAGCGCUAACCGACAAACGAAACUGGCUUUUCGCCUUCGCUUUUUGCUUCAUCUCCGUCGCCAUGGACGCGCUCAUUUCUGUGGGACCGGAAGUCACAGCUACGUCUUUCUCCUUGACCACCCAGUUCCUGGAAACCCACGAGAAGGACCCAAACGCCGUAGAGAACGCCAUCGAAGCGGCAGACGGAACUCGCCAGGCCCGCAUUUUUGCCGCCAUCCCCUACCUGAUCGGCGGCAUCGUCGCCCCCAUCUUCUCCUGGAACUCCGACCGCACCGGCGAUCGCGCCCUCCACGCAACCCUCCCACUCAUGGCCUCCUCGCUAGGGUUCGCGCUACUGGCCUUCGUGCCCGUAACGCUCGCGCACGCCGGGCCAGUGCGCUACUUCCUCGGCUUGCUCCCCGCCACCGCCGGCGUCGUCGCCGCGUACCCAUGCUUGCUCGCUUACGCCCUCGAUAAAGCGCAGGGUGACACCAGCCGCGUUGCCGUCGCCGCUAUCACCUUCUCCAUCGGACAGGCAUUUAGCCCAGCCAUCUCAUCGCCAGGCUCCGUCCUCCUCCGCGAUUCAACAGCUCCGACAGGCCACGCGGUCGGUCUUGGCGUCUGCGCAUGCGGCGUCGCCCUUUCCGCUGCCAGCGUCCUGCUCAUCCGAUGGCUGUACCGCGGUGACGAAACCCAGAUGUGGGGUAAAGGCCCCGCGCUGCGCCGUCUGCUCAAUGAUGAGGAUGAGGAUAAAGCGUGGGGAGUCGAGUUGAGCCAGGCGGACAUGUUCGGGUCCAUUAGUGGCAAGGGAAAGAAGCCGCGCAAGGCGUCCGGGUUUUGGUCUGAUAGGCGCGACUCCAAUGCGGGGAGUGAUUGGGAUUUGAAGGAGUAUGCGUCGACGAAGUAGUAGGUUGGAUAUGUAGUAGCCGUUGGGGGGACCUCGGAAGGAUGGACUGUGCGGCAUUUUGGGGCUUGUAACGUAAUUUUAGACAUUUGAUGAGUUGCGAGGUAUUGCAUAAUAUAACGACUUGCGUCGCUUUUAAACUUGAAGCACCGCAGUAAAGUGAUGCUGGGACGCACACGGAUUAUCCGGGGU
Messenger RNA from Fimicolochytrium jonesii, 2180 nucleotides. RefSeq names its product major facilitator superfamily domain-containing protein. The coding region runs from base 303 to 1991 and encodes 562 amino acids. The record is from RefSeq and is a predicted model, not a curated record. Gene Ontology annotation, biological process: transmembrane transport. NCBI's taxonomy places the organism in Eukaryota, Fungi, Chytridiomycota, Chytridiomycetes, Spizellomycetales, Powellomycetaceae. Gene Ontology annotation, molecular function: transmembrane transporter activity. The transcript is spliced from 4 exons. Gene Ontology annotation, cellular component: membrane.